AUGUUAAAGGAUAGAGGGAUUGUCACCUUUGAAGAUAAAUGGCCUUCUAUGCGACCCAUAGUUUUGAAGUUACUCAAACAAGAGCCUGUAACUCAAACAGAAUGGCAAGAUCUAUUUGGGGCAGUACAUUCCGUAUGCUUAUGGGACGAACGAGGGCCAUACAAAUUAAGAGAUGCAUUACAACAAGAUAUAAUGAUGUAUAUAAAGCAAGCUCAAAACAUUUUUGUAGAUAUUAAGCAAAGAUUGCAGGAUUCAGCUAUGAAGCUUGUUCAGGCUGAACGUAAUGGAGAAUCAUUUGAUUCGCAACUUGUAAUUGGAGUGAGGGAAUCAUAUGUAAAUUUAUGCUCAAACUCAAACGAUAAGCUUCAAAUAUAUAGAGAGAAUUUUGAAGCUGCAUACAUGCAGGCGACUGAAGAGUUCUAUAAGCUUAAAGCUAAUGAGCAUCUGUUAACUAAUGGUGUGCAAUCAUAUAUGAAAUAUGCUGAUCAACGUCUUAAAGAGGAGGAAGCUCGUGCUCAUCGGUACUUAGAGCCUGGAAGUGGAAGUGUUGCUGCUCUUACUCAAUGCUGCGAAAAGGUUAUUAUUGGUGAACAUUUGUCAACACUAUUAGCUGAGAGUGCACCAUUAAUUAAAGCAGGGGAAACUGGAAAACUACAGCUUAUGUUUCGUCUGUUAGACAGAGUGUCUGAAGGAGUACCUCCAAUCCUAAGAGAUUUGGAAGCUCAUAUUGUAUCAGCUGGUUUGGCAGACAUGGUGGCUUCCGCUGACAUUAUUACAACUGAUUCAGAAAAGUAUGUUGAGCGCUUACUGGAUCUAUUCAAGAAAUUCAGUACAUUGGUGAAGGAAGCAUUUCUGGAUGAUCCAAGAUUUUUGACUGCAAGGGACAAAGCUUACAAAUGUGUGGUGAAUGAUACUACAGUGUUUAAAUUGGAAUUACCAUCAUCUGCACUUAUUCGCGGGAGUAAGGGUACUGCCCCUGAAAGCAAAUGUCCAGAACUUUUAGCAAAUUACUGUGAUAUGUUGUUACGUAAGACUCCUCUUAGUAAACGGCUGACUAGUGAACAAAUAGAAUCACGUUUAAAGGAUGUACUCUUGGUAUUAAAAUAUAUCGAAAAUAAGGAUGUAUUUAUGCGGUAUCACAAAGCACAUUUGACAAGAAGAUUAAUAUUAGACUCUAGUGCAGAUUCAGAAAAAGAAGAGGAUAUGGUGGAGUGGUUGCGAGAAGUGGGAAUGCCUGCUGAUUAUGUUAAUAAACUAGCUCGCAUGUUCCAAGAUAUAAAAGUCAGUGAAGAUCUCAAUAUUCAAUUUAGAGGUGAAACUACAAGACAUGAUGCUAUAAACAUAAAAAUUCUCAAUGCUGGAGCAUGGGCUCGGGGCUCAGAAAGAGUGACAGUUAGUCUUCCAUUGGAAUUAGAAGACUAUAUACCAGAAGUGGAAGACUUUUAUAAGAAAAAACACUCUGGUCGGAAACUACAAUGGUACCACCAUAUGAGCAAUGGUACAAUAACAUUUGCUAAUUCAGUUGGCAGAUUCGAUUUGGAUGUUACAACAUUCCAAAUGGCUGUUUUGUUUGCUUGGAACCAAAGACCGUUUGAAAGAGUUACUUAUGAAAAUUUAAGACUUGCAACUGAACUACCAGACCCUGAGUUGAGAAGGACUUUAUGGUCUCUUGUUGCUUUUCCAAAACUUAAACGGCAGCUAUUAUCUUAUGAACCUAUAGUUCAAAACCCUAAGGAUUUUGCAGAAAAUACUGCCUUCUGGGUAAAUCAAGAAUUUGCACUUGUAAAGAAUGGGAAGCCACAGAGACGGGGAAAAAUAAAUUUAAUUGGAAGGCUUCAAUUAAGUACUGAAAGAUCUCAAUUGGAGGAUAACCACUCAAUCGUUCAACUUAGAAUCUUACGAACUCAAGAAGCUAUCAUUAAAAUACUAAAGAUGAGGAAACGGAUAUCAAACACUGCUCUUCAGAGUGAGCUCAUUGAUAUAUUAAAGAAUAUGUUUUUACCUUCAAAGAAGAUGAUCAAAGAGCAGUUGGAAUGGCUUAUUGAACAUAAGUAUAUGCGGCGUGAUGACGAGGAUAUUAACACCUUUAUCUAUAUGGCU
Iphiclides podalirius (scarce swallowtail) is the source of this 2100-nucleotide messenger RNA. The record is from the annotation of a GenBank genome assembly. NCBI's taxonomy places the organism in Eukaryota, Metazoa, Arthropoda, Insecta, Lepidoptera, Papilionidae.